This is a messenger RNA of Loa loa (African eye worm), 345 nucleotides long. RefSeq lists its product as hypothetical. NCBI's taxonomy places the organism in Eukaryota, Metazoa, Nematoda, Chromadorea, Rhabditida, Onchocercidae. The transcript has 2 exons. Bases 1 to 345 code for a protein of 114 amino acids. The record is from RefSeq and is a predicted model, not a curated record.
AUGAACAAUGAGCAAAAUGUAAACCGAGAUUUACGAAAUUUUUUGAAAAAGCAGAAGAGCUUCACGUUGACAGCAAUCAUUUCUUGCAUAAUUACAUUAUUCCUAUAUGUGAUACCAUCCAUGAUAAUGACAAUCUGCAGCAAAACCGAACGUCAAACCUGCGUUCCUAUCGGUACCUGUUGUAAUUUUUUAUGCUAUCUAAACUCCAUCAAUUUGCCGUUGCUAUUCCUCUAUCGUCAAGAUAACGUCCGUAGAAAGAUGUUCGAUUUCCUAUACCAUCGUUCAGUGAUUCGUACACCUGUACAAAUGAAUUCUGUCGCCCCCAAAAAUCGGAUAAUAGCAUAA